Sitophilus oryzae (rice weevil) is the source of this 1784-nucleotide messenger RNA. RefSeq names its product piRNA biogenesis protein EXD1-like. The record is from RefSeq and is a predicted model, not a curated record. NCBI's taxonomy places the organism in Eukaryota, Metazoa, Arthropoda, Insecta, Coleoptera, Curculionidae. The transcript is spliced from 2 exons. Gene Ontology annotation, molecular function: 3'-5' exonuclease activity; nucleic acid binding. Gene Ontology annotation, biological process: nucleobase-containing compound metabolic process. The coding region runs from base 501 to 1397 and encodes 298 amino acids.
ACACUAAACGACAAAACGACUAAACCAGUAAACAUAAGUAAACACUAAAAAGACACUUGAAGAAGUUUUUCAUCAAAAAGAAUGCCCUUUUUACUUUUUAGAACUUUUUUAGCCGAAUAAAGUGUGUCUAGUGAGAGACAAGUAUCAACUCCAACAAGUAGUUAUUAGUUUGUUUCACGUUUGUUUUUGUAUGUUUUUGUUUAUCGGCAUUGUAUUUUUGUGUUCUGCGAUUAUCAUAGAUACAGGGAAAUAGGAAUAUAAUAAUUACGUAAUGAUAAAUUAAUGCAUAAAUAUGCAUAUUGCGAGUGAUUCUAUCUUUAUCUUUUACCCUAUCCUUUUAUCCAUUUUUGUGUGCCCUUGACCUUCCAAUUUAUUUUUGUCUAUGACUCUAUUUUCUGCUUCUAGUCUCGAGACAACAUUAAACCUGUGUGAACCUGUGCAUUAAACACAUUACGUACGUCGUAUAUACUUAGCAGAAUACAACGAUUUAUGAGAAAGAAAUGUCCAACUGGAAAAUUAAUUUAUUAAACAAAACUGCAAUUAUAAAGGAUGUAGAUAACUGCAAAAAGGCUACAGAAAGCAUUCUUUGUAAGGUACCAUCAAAUAUUGAAGAAGAUUCUUGGCCAUAUGUUAAGGAAAAACAGGUAAUAGGGCUAGAUUGUGAGGGAGUGAAUUUGGGUGAAAGAGGAGAGUUAACACUGAUUCAAAUUGUCACAAAGGAGAAAAUAUAUAUUUUUGAUGUGCAAGAAUGUCAUAUGAUGAUGGAAAAUGGGAUUAAAGACAUUCUUGAGAAUAAUAAUAUUAUCAAAGUAGUACAGGCAUGCCGAAAUGACGUCCUUAAUCUCUUUUAUCAGUUUGGAGUACAACUUAAUUGUGUAUUUGAUACUCAAGUAGCUCAUGGUAUUAUCACUAAACAAAAUGGUGGAGGUGGGGAUUUUAGAGCUGGAUUGAAUCUCAUAUCUGAGUGUUACGGAGUACCCCCAAAUCCCCUAAAAAUAGACAUUAAAAAUAUUUACAAGAGGAAUCAAAAAUAUUGGUCUGAAAGGCCACUAACAGAGGAAAUGAUAUUAUAUGCUGCAGCUGAUGUUGAGCAUUUAAUUAGCGAUAAUAUGUACAAAACUAUGCUUGAAGCUAUAGAUGACAGGCACAAAUUUUUAUUUAAAAAAAUAUGUAUGGAAAAAACUGUGAUAAAUCAAAGAAAUAACUCUAGAUCUAAUGAGCAAAUGGUUAGAAAUGCUUAUCAUAGGCAAAAUAAGAAUAAAUAUAGACCUAGAGGGAGAAAUUAUAGAAACCAGACUUUUGAAACAUCACGAAACUACAAACCCUAUAGAGAUAAUUAUAGAGUGCAUAAAAAAGACAGAAAUCAUUAUUCUAGAGUGUCCUACAGAAGAAACUGAUGUUAACUAGUCAUAUAUUAAAAUAAUUUUAUAAUUUUCUAUAGAAAUAUUUGAUGCUGCAAUAAUCAUUUGUCUUAUUUAAAUGUGGUUUUAAAUGGUUAUAGAUUUUUACAAUGUGGACGUAUGUAGGUACUAAUAAACUAUGGUUUGAUCAAUCAAAAAAUAUUUUAAAAAUAUGUAAAAAAAAGUUUUAUGAUUUUGUGUUUUGUUUCUUAGUAAUCAUUUUUUUUUCGAACGUAAAGCCUAGGCCUUCUAUAUAUCCUUGGCCUAGGCAUAAAAGUAAAGCACUUUUACGCCUAAGCAUAAAAUACGAAAAUAUAUUAUUAAAUUGACAUAAAGUGUCAAAUUCAACGAGCCAUAACCAUAAUUUCUCGAUAUAUAAUUAUC